Molecule: messenger RNA, 1961 nt
Organism: Syzygium oleosum
Lineage: Eukaryota; Viridiplantae; Streptophyta; Magnoliopsida; Myrtales; Myrtaceae
Product: probable peptide/nitrate transporter At3g43790
Exons: 17
Coding region: 210-1730 (506 amino acids)
Biological process (GO): transmembrane transport
Molecular function (GO): transmembrane transporter activity
Source: RefSeq, a predicted model, not a curated record
AAGUUUUUGACGGAACAGAACGCGACAUGACGAUCAGCGAAAAGCUCCGUUCUUUGUAGUUAACUCCCGACUUCGCUCUCCGCCGUUAAUGUCCAGCUCGUCUUCCUCUUCGUCUUCGUCUUCGUUCCGGUAGGAGAGAGAGAGAGAGAGAGAGAGAGAGAGAUAUCGCGAGUCUCCGCUCUCGAAUCGAGAGCUCUUUCGAUUCGGCCAUGGCGGAGGGGCCCGAGAGCAGCGACGCCGUCCCUCUGUUCGAGAAGGCUUAUCACGCCAGCUGUCCCGGGUGCGAGGUCGACCGCCUCAAGCGGGAGCGGAGAGGGAUCCCUUACAGGGACCUCUCUUUCAUUUGGAUCGUCUCCCUAUGCACCGCUCUGCCGAUCUCGUCACUUUUUCCAUUUCUGUACUUCAUGAUCAGAGACUUCCAUAUUGCGAAGAGAGAGGAAGACAUUGGUUUCUAUGCUGGAUUUGUAGGGUCUUCAUUCAUGGUGGGAAGAGCUCUGACAUCUGUUUUCUGGGGAGUACUAGCAGAUAGAUAUGGUCGAAAACCAGUUAUUCUCAUCGGCACAUUCUCAGUGGUUGUCCUCAAUACUCUCUUUGGCCUGAGCACCAGCUUCUGGAUGGCCCUUUGUACACGUUUUCUUCUGGGAUGCUUCAACAGUCUACUCGGUACUAUAAGGGCUUAUGCCUCAGAGGUUUCUACAGAAGAACACCAUGCUCUCACUCUAUCAGUUGUCAGUACAUCAAGAGGCAUGGGGCUCAUCAUAGGCCCUGCUAUUGGAGGUUUCUUUGCACAGCCUGCAGAAAAAUAUCCGGGUUUGUUCUCUCAGAGCUCUAUCUUUGGAAGAUAUCCCUACUUCUUGCCGUGCCUCCUAAUAUCGAUUUAUGCGGCAGGAGUAUUCAUUUCUUGCUGGUGGCUACCUGAAACACUGCACGUGCAUGAAAGCACAGAUGGUAGGGGCUCGUGUGAUGAGGUGGAAAUUUCGUGUGAUUCAUCUGAUACUACAAAACAUGAUACAGAAGUUGAGGAACAGAAAACUUACGAAGAAAAUCUCCUCAAGAAUUGGCCACUGAUGUCCACUAUCAUUGUUUAUUGUGUUUUCUCGCUUCAAGAAAUUGCUUACUCAGAGAUAUUCUCACUGUGGGCUGUCAGUGAAAGAAAGUAUGGAGGGCUGAACUUUUCAUCUCAAGAUGUUGGUGAAGUUCUAGCUAUUUCAGGGUUUGGUCUUUUACUGUUUCAACUUCUUCUAUAUCCCUGGGUCGAGAGAAUUCUUGGGCCAGUAAUGAUCACUCAACUAUCAGCUGGCAUAUCUAUCCCAUUGCUGUCAAGUUACCCUUUUAUAGCCAUGCUUUCUGGAUUAACGCUUCACAUAGCAAUAAAUUUCGCAUCCAUAUUAAGGAAUGCUCUUUCUGUAUCUGGUGUCACUGGAAUAUUCAUAUUGCUCAACAAUGCUGUUGACAUUAUCUUUUCACCUUCUACUGCUUUGCAGCCCCAGCACCAAAGAGGAGCUGCUAAUGGUAUUUCCAUGACUGCAAUGUCUAUCUCAAAGGCAUUUGGCCCUGCAUGCGGAGGUGCCCUGUUUUCUUGGGCCCAGAGGCGGCAAGUAGCGACCUUCCUCCCUGGUGCAAAAUUUUCCAUGAUUUCAAGGAUCUCUGUUCUCUGGUUUCCUGCCCUGACUUUGAUUGAGCAGAAUGCCAGAACAUGUGCUGCUUCUUGUUUCAGAUUAAUCAGUUAAUUGCAAUAUAAUCCUAUUUGUUCCGUCUCAUUUCCACCCUACCACCGUCAACUUUGCUAAUAUAAAUAUUUAUUAUAUCGCAACGGCAUUUGCGAAUGGUGACACACACUGAUGUAAAGUUACUGAUCAGCUCUUUGAGCUUUAAGAUGGUUGUGACUGUACCACGAGUUAUAUCCGCAUCUCUUCCACGGUGCUUCUGCAUUCCAUAUGGCCGAAUUGCUUCCUGCAGCC